Messenger RNA from Dinoponera quadriceps, 916 nucleotides. Its product is annotated as piggyBac transposable element-derived protein 4-like. Lineage: Eukaryota; Metazoa; Arthropoda; Insecta; Hymenoptera; Formicidae. The record is from RefSeq and is a predicted model, not a curated record. The transcript is spliced from 2 exons. The annotation marks the transcript as partial.
AUGCAAAAUAAAAGAGAUUUAAGUGAAAGCGGUGAUAAUGAAUCUAGUGAUAGUGAUGUUCUUCCGCUAACCAGAAAGCGUCCAAGGCGUAUGAUUAUAGAAGAUAGUAGUGAAGAGGAAGGUACGACGCGUCAAUCAUGGAUUUGGCAGGAGAAAAAAAACACACCAAUAGUUUGGACGUAUUCUGAGACUCAUGGUAUAAAAGCGUCUGUUCUUACUAAUUUAAGCAAGGAUCCAACAAUAUUAGAACUAUUUUCUAUUAUAUUUGAUAACAAACUGUGGGAUAUAAUUAUUACGGAAACAAAUCGCUUCGCAUACCAAGAAAUGAACGACGAGUGUAAAAGACGGAAAGUGGACGACAAUUGGUAUCCUGUUACCUUAGAUGAAAUAAAGGCCUACUAUGCAUUAUGUAUUUUGAUGAGUCAAGUAAAAAAAUCAAAUAUACAACAGUAUUGGACUACAAGAGCAGUAAUAGAAACGCCAAUAUUUCGAAAAACAAUGCCAUUUAAGAGAUUUCGGCAAAUUUCGAGAUUUUUACACUUCUCUAAUAAUGAAACUUCUGAUAGAAAUGACCGACUUCGAAAGGUAAGACCUAUCAUCAACCUCUGGAAUGAAAAAUUUAAAGAAAUUUACACACCCAGUGAAUAUAUCAGCAUUGACGAAUCCUUGAUGAAAUAUAAAGGGCGUUUAGCAUACAAACAAUACAAUCCGUCGAAAAGAGCUCGAUUUGGAUUAAAAAUUUAUAAAUUGAGAAUGUGUAUGGAGGAGUGCAAUAAUUUGAUAGCUCUGAGAUGGAAAGACAAGCGCGACGUGUAUAUGAUAUCAACGAAACACGAGAGUAUAGAGAUGGUUGAGCAAUCAGACAAAAAAUUACAGAAAGCAAUGAAGCCUAAUUGUAUCGUGGAAUAUAACAAAG